Molecule: messenger RNA, 847 nt
Organism: Octopus bimaculoides (California two-spot octopus)
Lineage: Eukaryota; Metazoa; Mollusca; Cephalopoda; Octopoda; Octopodidae
Biological process (GO): G protein-coupled receptor signaling pathway
Cellular component (GO): membrane
Molecular function (GO): G protein-coupled receptor activity
Source: RefSeq, a predicted model, not a curated record
GGCAGCGGACUCGCGGUCGUAGGAUCGCAGUUUCGAUUCCCAGACCGAGCGAUGUGAGUGUUUAUCGAGCGAAAACACCUAAAGUUCCACAAGGCUCCAGCAGGAGAUGGCAGACAAUUACUUCAGACCUACUUUCGUCAUCUUCUUGGUACUGGUCAGUUAUCCAAGUCUACUGUUCUGUGCACUGAGGCAGAACACUUGCGAUGAAGGGCAUACCAAGUCAGCCAUCCAGUCGGCCGGUCAAGCGUUGAUUGUCGGUGUGUUCUCGUUUCAUAACAAGGGCUCUGGAAAAUAUGGAUGUGGAGAAACUAAUACAGUGUCGAUGCAGGCGUAUGAAGCGAUCCGGUGGACCCUCGAUUUAUUGAACAAGAAAGGAGAGUAUUUCAAUGGACAAUAUUUAGCUGAUAGCUAUGUACCUGGAAUACUUUUGGGUAUGGUAGCCAAGGAUUACUGCGACCAGACGUCACAUGUUAACGUGAUUCUCCAGGAGGCCAUCGCAGAAAUUGAUGCCGAAAAUUGCAACUUACCACCCGGACGAAGACUAACCGAAUCGAAAAUGUUUCUGGGUGUUAUUGGUGCCAACAGUGACACUGCUACAGUAGAACUGGCUGAAUACACGACCCAGCACGAGAUACCGUUGGUUACUUACAUUGCUUCUACUUCGAGGCUUAGUGAUGGGAAAAAGUACCCCUAUAUCGUUAGAACUGUCCCUGCAGAAAAGCCACUUCUGAGCGUAAGUAUCACAUUUCCUUCAGACGCUAAUCAUCUCUCAUUUGCAAGGGUUCUUUUAUUAGUAAUCUGUUUAUCAUACUUAAAUCAUGUACACUAUUGAAAGCCAUCUAAACAG